CCAGCUGCAAAUCAAAUUCCAUUUAUUGGAAGAAAAGGUGUACCAACAUAAAAUGUAAUGGCCGCUUGUAGUUUCGACAUGCAAUUCAUGUUCGUGUGGGCAGGAUGGGAAGGCAGUGCACACGAUACUCGUAUUUUUCUGGAGGCUAUUGACAAUAGCACUAUCAACUUUCCAAAACCUCCAGAAGGAAAAUACUAUUUGGUUGAUGCUGGAUAUCCAAACGAGUAUGGAUAUUUGGGUCCCUACAAAGGCGAGAGGUAUCACUUCCAAGAAUUUAGACGUCGUGGACAACCAAGUGGUCGGAAAGAAGUGUUUAAUCGUGCACACUCGUCACUACGUAACGUGAUCGAACGUUCUUUUGGGGUAUGGAAACAGAGGUGGAGAAUUUUGCAAAACAUGCCUGCUUAUCCAUACAAAACACAAGUUGAAAUUGUAGUUGCAUCAAUGGCACUACAUAAUUAUAUUAGAAGGAGAUCGCAAGAUGAUGCAGUUUUUUCUGAGUAUGAUCGCAACCCCAAUUUGAUUCCAGAUGACUUUUUGCCUGAUACUGUUCAGGCUUCGGCCGUUCAAGGCUCACAGAGGCCUUCACGUAUGGAUUUUGUACGCGAUGGAAUUGCCAAUAGUUUGAUGGAACAAUAAAAGAGUACAUUAAUGUAUGACAAUUUUUCAUUUUGUUAUGUAAUCAUAAUUACAAAACACCUAUGUUUUGGAAUUAUAUAUAUGUGUCUAUACA
Messenger RNA from Populus trichocarpa (black cottonwood), 733 nucleotides. RefSeq names its product protein ALP1-like. The record is from RefSeq and is a predicted model, not a curated record. The transcript has 2 exons. Bases 58 to 639 code for a protein of 193 amino acids. Lineage: Eukaryota; Viridiplantae; Streptophyta; Magnoliopsida; Malpighiales; Salicaceae.